Molecule: messenger RNA, 1299 nt
Organism: Calidris pugnax (ruff)
Lineage: Eukaryota; Metazoa; Chordata; Aves; Charadriiformes; Scolopacidae
Product: sphingosine 1-phosphate receptor 1-like
Exons: 3
Coding region: 1-1299 (432 amino acids)
Biological process (GO): G protein-coupled receptor signaling pathway
Cellular component (GO): membrane
Molecular function (GO): sphingosine-1-phosphate receptor activity
Source: RefSeq, a predicted model, not a curated record
AUGGCGCCGGGUCCCUUCCCCGAAGACGCCAUCUUGGCCCUUCACUACAACUACACGGGGAAGCUGCACCCGGGGAGAUACCGGGGGGGCCUUCGUCCCCACACCCUCCUCUUCCUCUUGGGCUGUUGCCUCAUCGUGGCCGAGAACCUGGUGGUGCUGGUGACCAUCUGGAAGACCAAGAAGCUCCAUUCUCCCAUGUUUUACCUCUUGGGUAACCUCACCCUCUCCGAUCUUUUGGCCGGCGUGGCCUACACGGCCAACAUCGUCCUCUCGGGGGCCAACACCUUGAGGUUGACCCCGGCUCUUUGGUUCCUGAGGGAAGGGGGGGUCUUCCUCACCUUGGCCGCCUCCGUCCUCAGCCUCUUGGCCAUCGCGGUGGAGCGACACCUCACCAUGGCCCGGGUCCGGGUGGUUUCGGCGGCUUCUUCCACCACCAAAGGCCGGACUUGGCGGUUGGUGGCCACCAGUUGGGGUUUGGCGGUGGCCUUGGCGGCCUUGCCAGGGUUGGGUUGGAAUUGUUUGGGCGACCUGAGGGUCUGCUCCACCGUCCUCCCCCUCUACUCCAAGCGCUACGUCUUCUUCUGCGUGGCCAUCUUCCUCGCCAUCCUCUUGGCCAUCGUCAUCCUCUACGCUCGUCUCUACCGGGCCGUCCGUCGUUCCGCCAACCUCCGCCCGGCCCCCAAAUCUCCGGCUCUUCUCAAAACGGUGACGGUGGUGGUGGGGACCUUCAUCGCUUGUUGGUCCCCCCUCUUCCUCCUCCUCCUCCUGGACGCUUGGUGUUGCCCCCGGGCUUGCGCCGUGCUCUACCACGCCGACUACUUCUUGGGUUUGGCCAUGGCCAACUCUCUCCUCAACCCCCUCAUCUACACCGGGACCAGUCGGGAGAUGUGCCGGGCCGUCCUGCGUCUUCGCUACGUCUUCUUCUGCGUGGCCAUCUUCCUCGCCAUCCUCUUGGCCAUCGUCAUCCUCUACGCUCGUCUCUACCGGGCCGUCCGUCGUUCCGCCAACCUCCGCCCGGCCCCCAAAUCUCCGGCUCUUCUCAAAACGGUGACGGUGGUGGUGGGGACCUUCAUCGCUUGUUGGUCCCCCCUCUUCCUCCUCCUCCUCCUGGACGCUUGGUGUUGCCCCCGGGCUUGCGCCGUGCUCUACCACGCCGACUACUUCUUGGGUUUGGCCAUGGCCAACUCUCUCCUCAACCCCCUCAUCUACACCGGGACCAGACCCUCCUUGACCUUGGCCAUGGCCAACUCCCUCCUCAACCUCCUUGUCCAGGGCCUCCAGGGUGGUCCUGGUCCCUGA